This is a messenger RNA of Eufriesea mexicana, 969 nucleotides long. RefSeq lists its product as uncharacterized. NCBI's taxonomy places the organism in Eukaryota, Metazoa, Arthropoda, Insecta, Hymenoptera, Apidae. The transcript has a single exon. Bases 1 to 969 code for a protein of 322 amino acids. The record is from RefSeq and is a predicted model, not a curated record.
AUGAAGAUCUCGCUGGCUUUAUUGGUCUACGCAGUGGCAUCCGGCGUGGCGGUGCCGCUCCAAGACACCCUGAACGCUCGAUUGUUCCCGCGGAACAAGGACGCGCUUCCAGUUUCCACGGAAACCGGGAUUGUCACCGGCAAGGACGCGACGAAUCAGCCGGCAAAAAAGCAAUCAGAGAAGACUGACAGUGGAACGAAAGAGUCGAAAUCCUCGUGGCUAGCCUCGAUUCCGAGCCAGGAUAAUAAUCGAGCGGAAGGCAAGCCUGACGUUCUGCGGUCGUUGAAGCAGUCCAACGAAGGCAGAGACAAAGUGGCCAAGAAGAAUCGAAGGCAUAAAGCCAUUUUCGUCAAUUACCCGAUCGUGCAGCAGCUCCCGUACCCCGACGUUCCGUACGACGUCGACUACGGUAAUAACAACUUCGACAACGAGGAUGAAACGGUGACCGACGCGGACAACUUCCAGGAAAGCAACAUCUUCUACAUCAGGCUGCCGCCCACGCCGUACAUGUUCGUCCCGGGUUUAGGCUACAUCUCUCAGCCGCCCACUUACUCCACCUCCAGCCUUCGACGACCUCACGUCCCGUUCGCGAAGCCUGGAAGGCCGAAACCGUCGUUCCAGCAGCCCGUUAACCCGUUCAUCAAGCUGCCCAUCGAUUUCGUGAGCAACGGGAAACCGACGUCGGUGUACCAAUGGCAGAAGAAGACGAGCAAGAAACCGACCGACAGCCCGAUCACGAAUCUCGACAGUUUGUCAGCCGAAUUCGUGAGCAACGGCAAACCGACCACGGUUUAUCAGUGGCAGAGCAAUCUGAAACCGGCCAAGAAGCCGGACGAUUUGGUCAACAACCUGGACAAGGGUCCGUACACCUUCAAUGGCAAGCCUACCAGUUUCUUCCUGCUAAAAAAAACCCGACGGUACAGCCGCCUCUCGUCAGAGUCUUCGGUACCCCGACUACGGCCAGGAUAA